GGAGGCACGUCGCUGUCGCCGCCGCCGCGUGUAGCCGGCGUUUCGAACGCGCGCCCCUGCUGCUGUCACCGGCGGCACGCGCAUCACCUGUCGCGACCUGGCGAAACCGGCGCGCAAGCAUUUUGUUCUGCAAUUUUUGUUCUCUCGGACCGCCUGCGAAGUUACAGGCAGACCUUCUCCACUGAACGGCCGGUACGGCGCCUUCACGGACAAGAGCGCGCCCGUGAUGUCCCCGCGGCAGCUGGCCAGGGCGGGGACGAUCCCGCUCGCUUAGGCCGGCCUACCAUGCAGAUAGACGGCGCCCCGGAAAGCUCUCUGCUGGCCCAGAAUCGCAUGGGAAAAGACGCCCUCCAGAAAUCCAACAGCGUGCCUCUCAUGACCGGUAACAGCCGACGGCCUGAGGCCACCAAGAAGUGUGUGCUUCGACUCGAUGGCUACUCCUACCUUAUCGUGGCCAAUCCGCCUCCAGAGGCUCCUGCCAAAGAUGCUCCCGAAGGAGAGGCCGAAGAGGAGGACGUUGGAGAUCCCACCAAGCCGGGUACCGUGGUGGUGCGUCGCUUCCAGCCUCGCGUGGCCACGGUUGUGCGCGAGAAGGCUGGCGAGCAGUGCGACGAAGGCCCAAGCGAGGACGAUGCCGACGCGCAGGCCGGCGACCGCCGCAACGGCAAGAACCGCGGAGCACUGGGCGACGCCCGGCCGCUGCCGCCUGUCGACACGCUGGAGGCCUGCGACAAAGCCGCAAACAGGUUGCGAGACCUGUCGACGCACCUCCAGCACGGCGACGUUCCGUUAGAUAUGCUUCAAAAAACACUUCAGUACGCAGCCUGCGUCCUUGAAGCCGUUUGUCAAGAUGAAACAAGCGGAUCGUUUUCCAAAGGUGCUCAGUCAUUUUUUCGGAAGAUGCUGGACGAGGAGGAUGACCUGUCAGAAGUGCAACCGGAUGCGGUGCCCAAUGAAGUGCGAGAAUGGUUGGCGUCCACCUUCACGCGUCAAGCGGCAACGCAGAGGAAGCGGUCGGAGGACAAGCCACGGUUUCGUUCUGUGGCCAACGCAAUCCGGGCAGGCAUUAUGGUUGAGAAAAUUUACCGACGGCUGUCAAGCUCAACGCUCCUGCAAAUUCCUAAUCACCUUGCAGCUUUACUCAAGUCUGUAGACGACUGGUGUUUUGAUGUGUUCAACGUGAACGAAGUGGCAAAUGGACAAAUCCUGCGCUAUCUGACAUACGAAUUGUUCGGGAGGUAUGGGAUUGUUCAUAAGUUCAAGAUAUCGUCAGCAGCGCUAGAGAACUUCAUCACUGCUGUGGAGCAAGGGUACUGCAAAUACAAAAACCCCUACCACAACAACCUGCACGCAGCAGACGUCACCCAGACCGUCCAUUACAUGCUCUACUCAGCAGGCAUCGGUAACUGGUUGACAGAACUGGAAGCAUUUGCCACCUUGUUUGCAGCAAUUAUCCAUGAUUAUGAACACACUGGAACAACCAACAACUUCCAUGUGAUGUCUCGGUCAGAAACUGCGCUGAUCUACAAUGACCGAUCUGUUCUUGAAAACCAUCACAUCAGUGCAGCUUUUCGCUUGUUAACGGAUGAUGACCAAAACAUAUUAUCAAGUUUAAGCAAGGAAGAGUACAAAGAAUUCCGUCUAUUGGUUAUUGAAAUGGUCCUAGCAACAGACAUGACCUCUCACUUCCAGCAAGUGAAGACCAUGAAGACAGCCCUGAGUCACCAUGAUUUCAGCCUUGACAAGGCCAAAGCGCUCAGCUUAAUCCUUCACUGUUGUGACAUCAGUCACCCAAGCAAAGAAUGGAGGCUGCAUCAUAGGUGGACAUAUCUUCUUAUGGAAGAAUUCUUUCAACAGGGUGACAAAGAACAUGAACUUGGACUUCCAUACUCGCCACUGUGUGACAGAAACACAACACUAAUUGCGGAGUCCCAGAUAGGCUUUAUUGACUUCAUUCUCAAUCCAACCAUGGAUGUGUGUGGAGACCUUUUGGAAAAAAUACUCCAGGUUGCACAAAGAACUACUGAAGACAGCAUUUCAGAAGAAGGUAGCGAGAACAAAGGAACAGAGGCACUGAGUGAAGAUGAUGCCAAGGCCCAGGAUGACAAAACCAAAGAUGACUCUAAGCAGCAAAAUUACAAUAAAGGGGAGGAUGCCAAACCACACGAAGAAGGGAAGAAACAGAAUGAGGAAAAAAUGCAGCAACGCUCACUCUCCAUGGUACGGCCAAUACGCACUACAAGCACCACAAGCAUCACAAGUCUCUCAAGUCUAACAGCAACCAGCACUGAUGAGGGCAUAAAAUGUGGUAAAAUGGGAAGCGCACCUUCUUCACCGAGGUCACCGAAAGGACAAGUCGCCCCCAAAGAGCUCAAGAGGCCUUGGCUCAAAUACCUGGAAGAGAAUCGCAGCAUGUGGCAAGAAAGGGCAGCACAAGACGCAGAGGCGAGAAGAAAACGAGCAAGCCAAGCAAAUGAAGCACUGGAGUCUCAUAGGGUCGAGACCCUGCCGGUGGAGUCAGGCUUGCUGAAGCCGCAGCUGUCCGCACCUUCAGAAUCCAAAGCCUCUCAAGUCAAAGAUUCUACUGAGCCGCAACCUACAAGCUCUAGAGCACUUGAGUUUACGCCACUAGACUAGAGUCUCAGCUAACACACAAAUUAAUGCUAAGGCAUUAAAUUGUGUGAUGGUAUUUGAAUGCUUUUUACAAGCAGGGCCAAUUCUAAUGUUCACUCUGAUGUUUGUGCACCUGUCAACAUUUGCACAGCAAGAUGCCCUUGCAGCUACUCUACAUUGUGAACAAGUACUAUAUACGCCAUCAUGAUCUACAUAUAUAAACAUUACCUUAGUGUAACUACUCCACCAAGGAAAAAUCAUUUAUUCUUCUUGUUUUUUAUUUUCUCAAACUAAAUAUAUUGCUCCUAGUUUUGUCAGUGCAAUUAAGUUGAAAGUGUGGCUAGCUUUCUCGAGGCAUCUUGUCUUGUGCAGAUGCACACACAUGCAGGUACACACACAUACCUCCACACAACACACCCAGGCACUUGAAGUCAUUCCUUCAGUCUGCCCUCAUUCUAGCUCACAUUGUUCUGUUCGCACUAGCAUUAUACAGUAGCUAGUAUUCAACAUGGGCACAAAACUUGGUGAGGCUUUUCAACUAAAGUCAAACUAAAUAUGCAUGCUCCAGGAAAGGAUGACAAUAUAAGCUUACUGUUGGCUACUUUUGUUUUUGCAUCUAAGAUGCACAUUUUGCUAUCUAUACCUAAUCAUGUUCAUCCUGUAUGCUGUGAUCAUUUAAAACAGUUUUUUAGCUAUGACCUAUACAGGUUAUAUGUAUACAUAUUGUGAAUGUAAGUUACAAGAAUCUUUCGAGACACCCUUGCUCUUUUUUUCUUUUUUUUUAAUGCUGUGAUUUGUCCUUGCUUGACUUUCAUUCCAGUUUUUCGAUUGCAUCAGGUGUGGUGAAAGUAUGCGAGGAAAUGUACAUGUAAGGUUUCAUCCUGCUAACGAAAUCUAAGCUUCUCUUCCCUUGGGGUCUUCUGCAGUCUUUGACACAUAAUUGUGUACUGCUUUUCACUAAACAGUUUUUAAAACAGAACUUUUAUUCAGAUCAAUAUAAAGUGAAGGCAAAUUUACAACCCAUUCUGUAUUUAAGGCUUGACUUUUUCAAACAAGCUGUUGUUUAUUUGUGUGAUGUGAAUGAAUUGCUAAGACAAAACAUUUCUGCACUGAAGUUCUACAGCAAGCAAUUCAUAUAUACAUUUUAGCAGCAUCAAUGCAUUAUUCUACACGGGUGAAGAUACAGUUGCAAUGAUCUUGUUACAGUGGCUUGUUGCAUAUAGCGAUAGUUGUGCAAGUUAUUUACAGCAAGGUGUUGCUGUAGCAUCAUGUGAUAAAGAUGUUCAUUGGGUAAUAUGCUUGACAGAGAAGACAGAUAAGACAGUAUAAUGUAAAGAACCUCAUUGUCAACGUUUUCCUCUAUUUUAAGUGCAAUACGGUUUCACUCCUUGCCUAAAAAAAGCUUGCUGUAGCAUGUAUAUAACACUGUGAGGUAAAAUGUUUCUUUGACACCCUAAAAUAAAGCAUGACCUUACAGUUUAUGCUUGCCCUUAGCAUGCUAAUAAAUGCAGAAACAUAUUAUUUGCUAUGACUCAAUGUAGUUCUUCACUGCACGCAGCUAACCCCAAGACAGCAGCGCCUUCAGAUAGGGAUGUAGUUUUGUAUAAAAGAUGCAGCCAUAUACUAACUAUUUUAUCCUGCAGAACUAUAUGCAGAGCAUGAAACAGGUAUUUUUGCAAAAAAAAAAUAAAUAAGGAAUAACAAUGUCAAAACCAAGAUAUUAAAUUAUGAUGCCCAUGUAAUGCAGAACUUGUAUUAUCUACUUCAAGUAGUGAUAUCAUUAUCAAUGCAGUAAUUUUACUGUCUUAUUGUUUUGCAGUAAUUCUAAGAUUUUUGUGAAGCCUCAAUUACUUUCUGUUGCAGCUAUGUCAAUGCCAUGUAACAACGAAAAUGUCUAGUGUAUUAACGAUUUAUAUAAGUUAUGUUACAUUCAUAGAUGGUAAGGAUUUAUAUAUACACAUAUGAAAGCAUAUAUUAUAUACACCAAAAAAGCUAUAUUUACAUUUCAUGUUGACACCGUUAUUCCAAAGCAACAAAAAGUGCACUAUCCUUACUUAAGGUGGUCUAAUAUCCAGUGCCACAUUGCACAUUGAUACCCGUCUUACUGCAAAAAGAUAUUUUCGUAGGCUGGGGAUGUCCAUAGCAACGAACCAUCAGUGUUUUUUGAGAAUGCCAUCAUUUCUCAUUUUAUUUUUCUCCACGUUCUUCCCAAUUAACACCUCCAACAAAUGCUUGAGCAUAGGCUUGCUUUGCUUGAGGCUGACUAUCAUAUCAAUAAUAACUUCAGUGCUGUAAUUGCCAUCUCUGCUUAAAACAGCGGCUACACCUUGACAUUUUUGCUUGCCAUGUGAUGCUGCCUUUUAGCUGAAAGUGGCAAAUAUCUAGCUCUUCCCCACACUAUAAGAUUGUAGCAAUGGAACCAAAGAUAGAGAAGCACUGCAGUGAGUAUCUAAAAUAUAUUUUGCUGCUGAAGAAACAUUCUUGCAGAUGACCAGGUUUCAAAAGUACUGGCUCACUGAAACUUUGAACAGCCUCGAGCAACUUACAAUGUACUGCUUUAAAAUGUAAAUCCCUUGAGAUGUAUAUAUGCACAGCACAUUUUACCAGUAUGUAUGGACAUCCUGAAUGCAUGAGAUGCACUUGAUAUUCAUGUAAUGGUUGUGUACAAGGCUGCAAUGCUGCUCGGUGUACAAGUUUUCUUGAGUGACAGUGCCCCUAUUGUUCGAAAACUUUGCAAGCUGCCAGCGUGCCAAGCUGUAUGUUUGCAUGUUUCUCAUGGUGUGUGUGUACAGAAACUAGAGACAGCCUCCAGGGGCAAGGGACUAUGUGUUACUGGGUGACUUGCACCUGUUUUCGAUUUAUGAAGUUGCAUUUAAUGUCAGAGAGCAGUGCCCUGCUGCACUUACACCCUCAAACACCCCAUUCUCCGCAUUAACCUGACAACAAUUUUUUUUCCCUUCAAAACUGCUCCACAAUACCUGCAAUGUUGCACUCAAAAACUGAGUGCAUCAGUGACCACUGUUUCUGAUAUACAGUCAAACCCCUUUAUAAGAGACAGUGAUAUAAGAGACAGAUGGGUGUUAGAGACACCAGUGUGCCUACAAUAGAAUACGACUUAACAAAAAAUGCAUAUGUGGUACCCUGCUUAUAAGAGACAUCUCCUAUAAGAGACAAGAAUUGCUGCUCGAAGCAGGCCUGUUAUAAAGGGGUUCAACUGUAUCACUGUGUAAAGUAUAACCUGUGAAUUUUAAGGAUCUGGCAUGACUAAAUUAGGCAUCCCAGCUUAAGCUCAUGUGAUAACAUGUAGUAAUGUUCUAAUGGUAAAACAAAUCUGACACACUGUUAUUUAUUUGAUAUACGCUUUAGAGAUUCUUACUUAAGAUGCCUAAAUAUGAGGAACAAAACAGAAGUGAUGUGAAAAAAACAAACAGAAGCAUACAUGUUAAGGCUUUCACUUGAUGACAAGUGUUUGAAGUCAUGCCAUCAAAUUGUGACAGUGGAGCUUGCAAACAUAGCUGGUAUUCUGUUACUUUUCCAUAAACUGCUAUUGUGAACUAGUUCUCUACACGACUAAAGUGUAUAAAACCAAUCUUACACUAAGCUAUGGUCUAGUCACCCUUAUAGUAUUACAGAACAAACAUUAUUUAUACUUUUUUUGUCUUUCACAUAUAUCUGUCCAUUAACUGCAAGCAUAAAAGUGCUUGUAUUUUCUGGCCAACAGUGUAACAACCUAUGGACCAGGCACAAUGUCUAUUCCUUCGCACAAAGCUUCACGCUCAGCACAUACUGGACCAGAGGAAACAAAAACUGAAAUAUUCUAACAUGUUUCCUGCAUGAUAAUCCAGCUGCUGUUGUACUGCUAAAAAGCUUUCUGGUGUCUGUAGUGGCUCAGUAUCAUAUGUGCUAUACCCCCAUUGCCAUAUAGUACAAAAACCCCCUUUGUGCUAAUCUACACUGGAAGUGCAUGGUACGUACGUACAUAUCAUGUUAAAAGUGGUAAUCUGAACCAGAUGGUAGAUAGAAUUCAAAACGAAACAAAAAUGUGAAAGAACACACAAGGGCCAAACAGCAUACAUGUGAAGUCUUUCACUCCUAUCCUCUUGCAUUAAGCCAGUAUCAACCACUACACUUCUUUUCUUUUUUCUUAACAGGAAAGUUAUAAAAGGAAGAACACAGACAGCCUAGAAUACUUCAAUAUAAAAAUUUGUCGGCAAUGCCAUAUUAAUGCUGAAAUUGUUUGCAAGUACCGCUUUGCUAAACCCUAAAGAAAAAGAAAGAGAAAAAAAACACAGGCCAUGCGCAUUUGAUUUCAAAAAUGCUCUCGAAAUAAUUGUUUUAGCAUCACUGUUGUGUAGAGUAUCAAGUCAUUGAAAUCAAAUUUAUUUAUAAAUAAUAAUUAACAAAAAUAAUAUUUGUGGGGUUUAACAUCUCAAAACCAUGACAUGAUUAUAAAGAACUCCAUAGUGGAGGGCUCCAAAAAUUUUGACCACCUGGAGGUCUUCAAUGUGCACUUAAACCUAAGUGCUACACAGGCCUCAAGCAUUUGUGCCUCCAUGGGAAAUGUGGCCGAGGCUGCGACCUGCGGGUCAGCCGUCUAGCACUAUAACCACUAGAAAAUCAUGGCAGAUGAAUGAAACAAAGGCUCAAAGAAGUGUCAUAUGUGGAACGAUGUGGAAAUCAGUUGUUUGAAGAUAAGCUUUUCAUGAUAAAAGCCAUACCAACGUUUAAGAUGAGUCACAUCAUCUUAACAAAAAUACUACUGUAACACAAUGUUCACAAUGUCGAAUAAAUGCAAUAUAUUGGCAGAACUAUGAAAAAGGUGGCUAUUUUUUCUCAGCUGCACUUUAAUAAAGAAAACAAGUCUACAGACAUUAUUGAUGGCCUGUUGUAAUCUUGAAAAAUUGUUUCUCUAGUCGACGAAAUGUACUGAAAAUAUAAAGUCUAUUUCAGUUGAGGAAAAAAAAAACAUCAGCACUUUUAUAUGAAGGGGAAAUGUCAUCCAUCUCAUAGCAGCAUGCGACUACAAAGAAUUUUAGAUAAAUGAGUUAGAUUCACAAAAUACUGCCACAUCGCGUUGCUAUUAGGCCCUUAGCGAUAACUUCAAUAGAAAACGAUUAAUCUGUGAUGUUAUCAACCACUACUAGCCAAGUAAUUUCACAUCAGAAAAAUCAUUAACCUAUUUACUUAUUGACAACAAUGGUCUAGUUAAAUAUAACACUAGGAUUUUCAUCAGGCCAAAUUAAUUUGAUCAAUACACCUGUGACACUUGACUAGAGCUAAAGAUUAGACAAAGCCAGAAGCAUAUGCUUAAGAACACAGCAAGGAUUCAAUCGAAUGAUACUUCUUUUCACUAUGUGCAAGUUCUCUCGCAUGCAAAAUAUAAAAAUAUGCAAUCGAUUAAUCAGUUUUUGUUAUUAUGACAUGGAUGUUACAGAGCAUAAAAUAUACAUAGGAGGGUCCCAAAGUACUGUAACAGGACCCUCGGUGAUAUUACAAAUAAAUAAAACAAGAAUUAGCAGCUGUUUAACUGUAAAAGGCAAACAAGCAAUACACAAAGCAGAAUGAAAAACAAACAGGCAUGGAACCAAAAAUUAAUAAUAAUAAGUACACUAUAAAGCAACACAAAUCUGGUAAAAAUAACAAAUACACAUCAAAUAUUUAAACAAAUGUUCUUUCAAUGAGUUUUUGAAUGAAAUUAAAGAAACUUUACUUUGUAGUGAUGAGAGCAAAUUUUUCCAUAAGGAGAUGGCAUAGAAGUGUGAAGAUUAUUCAUCAUCUUUCCAUUUACCAGCAAGCAAAAGCAAGUAGCAGCAAUAACUCAAAACAAGGUUUCUGCUAGAUUUAACAAAGUAAUCUGAAUGCUGCUCUUCACUCAUCAGCCCAAGCUACAAAAAUAAGUUAAUACUUGGGUUUUAAUUAUGCUAUCAAUAGUGACCACUUUGUAUUGUGGUGUCAUAGUUAGCCAGUAAAUUCCUUUAUGUACUAAUUAACAUACCGAGCAUUAUUGGGUUCCAUAAAAGUUAAUUGCCACUUCAUUAUAAUUUGAAUAUAAAUUGCCACAUAAAAAUACAUGUCUGUAUAUUAAAACUAAAAAAGCCAGAGAGCUUUAUGAGGAAAAGUACAUGCAGUUAAUACUGGCCCUAAUAAAGUUACUGUAGCAGCUUAUGUGCGUACUGUCGCACGUUAAAGAACCCCAGGUGGUCGAAAUUCCCGGAGCCCUCCACUACAGCGUCUCUCAUAAUCAUAUGGUGGUUUUGGGACGUUAAACCCCACAUAUCAAUCAAUAUGUACGUACUGACUAAUAUGUACCCAAUGCACAUUCUCAUCAGACUGACAAAAGAAACUAAAAAGCAAGAGUACAAAGCCUAGAAUAUAUGAAAUAUAGUAUUUUGUGACUUACCAAAAGUUUGUAUUGUGUUAGGACUGGGUAAAAAUUAUCCCUUUCAUUAAAAAUUCUCCCACCUUCCAGAUUUCUGCCGAAAUUGGCCAUUUUUUGCAUGCUACUAUACUUAUAUCUACCACUGCAAGAAACACUGCUUUUCCACAAAUAUGGCAUAAAUUAGUGUAUCUUGAAUGAAACUACUACUGUAUAAGUUUAUACUGCUCGUACCUUGACUACCAUGAAGAAAAUAAACUGCCAAACGUUUAACGCUAGGCCUUGGUGGCCCCCAAUAAACCAUUUGUGCAGCCAAUUACAUUGUAGCCAUGUCCAACUGAUCAGGAGCACCACAAUGUCGAACUUUCAAAGUUCCGUUCAGUAACAUUAUUUCACAUAGACCACCCAGUGUAGUGGAAAUGUGCCAAUUUUUGUCCACUACAUGUACUGUAAAAUUAAUGCAACAUUAAAGUAAAAAAAAAACUAACAUUAGCUGAAUUUAUCAUACUUCCUUUUUUUAUGGAAGAGUUCACCUCUCCACAGCCCUCAAUAGACUUUUACAUACCACGUGAAGCUAUUCUUGAACGACCCAUGAACAUAGACCUAAACAAUGCUUGAGGAUGAGAACUGCAGGGCAAGACAACUGUCAACAGAGCUUCUUUGUAGUUGUACAACAGUUUUGGUUGCAUUUAUCAGCCAUCACACAACAUGUGAGAACCUUGCAAAGUACUGGUGCUCCAGUUUAAGUCUUUGAAACCUUUACACAGCCGGAGACAGAUGGUACAUAUUUGCACUCCUGACACAUCUGGUCAGCACCUUCCCCUAUAAUACUGGAUGGCUAGAAACAUUAGUUUCAUUUUUUUUCCCUUGUUGAACCUGUGCAGUGGUUGAGGGUGUCAGCUGCAAAAUGAUUCUUUAUGGCAUCACUUUUCUUGAUUUCCCUUUUUGUUCUUCAUAAGCAGCAUAAACACAUCAAGAGCUCCUCUAAGAGCUGCAUUUGUUAAUAUAUAUAGUGAUGCAACUCUGGCUCACGAACAAAGAAGCAAAACAAACUACUGCACUCCACAAGGUUUCACUAAAGUGUUUCCUCUAAUCACUGACCCAAUGUUUGUGAUGUUCCAGAGUCUGACCAUGUAUUGACCACACUCGACAUCCGCGUGCCAGCUUCCCAACAACUCACCGAUGUUGGCUUCUCUCCAAAACUAUAAUGUUUAAUUGGUGGUUCUGUGAUCAACAUUCAGUGUAGAUGUGUACAUUGCACAUCGAAAAGUUUAAUAGCCCACAUGCAUUCUUAAAGACAACUAUUGUGCAAAGUAUCUUACAAUAAAAGCCUUGAAAAUGCAAACCCUUAUUCCAUUUUUACCUCUGUGCUUCAAGAGUUGGUCAUCUGCAUUGUUUUUGAGUGUGUAACCUUCUGUAAUGGAUUGUCCACAACUUUAAGGACAAACUGCCUCGUUAUGUGCAGUCAAGAAAUCUUGUCAUAAUAAAUAUGUAACAUCUGACUAUGUAAAUAUAAUGUUUUUGGGCAACUGCCCAUGACACUGUUGUCCAGUAUGUAAAUUUGUCAGUGACCUACUUUCUGUUACCCUUGUACAUUCAAAUUAGUAGCGACGACAACACUGAAUUGGUACUGCUUUUGGUACUAGACCACUGUCCUGUGUCAGUAUAGAUGUGAAAAAAGGGAGGUUUAAUUGGUGACACAAAGCAUGCUGUUCAUUAUGCCACAUUUAAGCAGAAAAGGGAGAUAUUGCUUGUUGACAAGUGUAACCUAAUUUAAUGUAAUAAAGGAUGACUUGUCAGUUA
Molecule: messenger RNA, 10792 nt
Organism: Rhipicephalus microplus (southern cattle tick)
Lineage: Eukaryota; Metazoa; Arthropoda; Arachnida; Ixodida; Ixodidae
Product: dual specificity calcium/calmodulin-dependent 3',5'-cyclic nucleotide phosphodiesterase 1A
Biological process (GO): signal transduction
Molecular function (GO): 3',5'-cyclic-nucleotide phosphodiesterase activity
Source: RefSeq, a predicted model, not a curated record